Messenger RNA from Exophiala xenobiotica, 2381 nucleotides. RefSeq lists its product as uncharacterized. Gene Ontology annotation, molecular function: oxidoreductase activity; FMN binding. The record is from RefSeq and is a predicted model, not a curated record. The transcript is spliced from 5 exons. The coding region runs from base 359 to 2266 and encodes 635 amino acids. NCBI's taxonomy places the organism in Eukaryota, Fungi, Ascomycota, Eurotiomycetes, Chaetothyriales, Herpotrichiellaceae.
GUUCUCUCCCUCCAAGUGUGAAAGAUUCACCCUUACUUCGAUCUACUUACAGGUGUGGUUUUCUAGGAAGAGACCGGACCAGGAAUCUGUUUAUAGGCUACUCGGACGAGUCGGUUCUGGGCACCAGUCAGACAGAAGAUAUUGCACAUUCUCUCUUUGAAAAGAGCCGAGGUCCGUGGGGAUCACUGCACACUGUCACAGUGGUUGCCAUCGUGUCGUCUAGGAUAUCCAUCUAUUGUCCAUCCAAUCGUUCAGGUGAUCCUUCAUUACCUCAAAUACCCAAUUCCCUUCCUCUUCACCUUCGAAGCCUCUUACACCUGUUCUCGCCUCUCCGAUCACCUUUCUUCAUCCUUUCACAAUGACUCCUCCACGUGUGAUUGUUGUCGGCGGUGGCUUGUCCGGUCUCAGCGCAGCUCAUACUGUCUAUCUAAAUGGUGGCAGCGUCCUUCUCCUCGACAAGAACAACUUCUUUGGCGGCAACUCGACCAAAGCCACCUCCGGUAUCAAUGGUGCUCUCACACGAUCGCAAGUCGACCUGGGAAUCCAGGACAGUGUCAAGCAGUUCUACGAAGAUACUCUGAAGUCAGCUCGUGACAAGGCAAGACCAGACCUGAUCCGAGUCCUUACAUAUCAAUCCGCAGCUGCCGUCGAAUGGCUGCAAGAUGUUUUCAACCUCGACCUUACACUCGUUUCUCGGCUUGGUGGCCACUCCUUUCCCCGAACGCAUCGUGGUCACGAUGCCAAAUUCCCGGGUAUGGCCAUCACCUACGCCUUGAUGCAGAGACUCGAAGAGCUGUGCGAGUCGGAUCCCGAGCGAGUCCAGGUCAUCAAGAAGGCCAAAGUGACGUCUCUGAACAAAGAGGGCAACCUAAUCACCGGCGUGAAAUACGAGUUCGGCGGCGAGACGCACUCGGUUGACGGCGUUGUCAUUCUUGCGACUGGCGGGUACGCGGCCGACUUUUCCGAGACAUCACUCUUGAAGAAACACAGACCCGAUACGUUUGACUUGGCCUCAACCAACGGCACACAUGCCACCGGUGAUGGCCACAAGAUGCUGAUGGCGAUUGGCGCAAACGACAUCGACAUGGACAAGGUCCAAGUUCAUCCCACUGGUCUCGUCGAUCCCAAAGAUCCCGGCUCCAAGUGGAAGUUCUUGGCUGCUGAAGCCCUCCGGGGCGAGGGUGGUGUUCUCUUGAACAGUGAUGGCAAGCGCUUCUGUGACGAUUUGGGUCACCGUGAUUACGUUUCGGGCAAGAUGUGGGAAGAGAAAGAGAAGGGCAAGUGGCCCAUUCGACUGGUCCUCAACUCCAAGGCAUCCAACGUGCUUGAUUUCCACACUCGACACUAUUCUGGCCGUGGCUUGAUGAAGAAGAUGACCGGUAAAGAGCUGGCCAAGGAAAUUGGCUGCGGCGAAGCCGCCCUUGACGAGGAGUUCAAGUCUUACAAUGACAUUGCCGAAGGCAAGAAGAAGGACACUUGGGGCAAGAAGUAUUUCCACAAUUUGCCAUUGGAUAUCAACGAUACUUUCCACGUGGCCAUCAUGGAACCCGUCUUGCACUUUACCAUGGGUGGUAUGGAGAUCAACGACAAGGCUCAAGUGCUGAACAAGGAGCAGAAGCCGUUCGAUGCUCUUUUCGCAUGCGGUGAGCUUGCUGGCGGUGUCCACGGUGCAAAUCGACUCGGUGGUUCGUCACUUCUUGGCUGUGUGGUUUAUGGUCGCGUUGCCGGUGCUUCUGCAUCACAAUACUUGUUCCAGAAACUCACAGCUGGUGGUGCUACUGGCGCUUCUCAGCGUCUGGGUCAGAUAUCGCUGCACAUCGACCCCAACACUCCUGGAAAGGUCUCUGUUGAAUGGGGUAGCGGGGCUUCGGGUGCUUCGGCUUCGGCUGGCACCCCAGCGAUCGCACAGCAGUCUCAAAAGAGCGCUGCCCCGGUGAUGGACGGCAAUAAGAGCCAAGAUCCUGGCAAGAAGAAGGACACCAACGACAUCAGCAACUUCAAGGUUCCAGAGAAGGAGUACACUUUGGAAGAGGUUGCCAAACACAACAAGAAGGACGAUCUAUGGAUUGCCGUCAAGGGGGUGGUGAUGGAUGUUACCAACUGGCUAGAUGAGCAUCCAGGUGGCCCUCAAGCAUUGUUCAGCCAUAUGGGCAAAGAUGCCUCAGAAGAAUUCGAAAUGCUUCACGAUGAUGAAGUCAUCCCGAAGUACGCUGCCGACAUUGUCAUCGGACGCGUAAAGGGUCAAGAAGUGCGGCUAGAAUACUAGACGAUGUGUCGCAUGCUUCACAUAGCGUUUUGGAUAGUUCUGGGAAGGAAAGGAGCAUCAUGAGCACGUAGGCCUUUUGUGAGGCUUGUUGAAAAUAUAAUCCGUCCUUUAACCA